AUGCCUGGAGAUCAAUCGGAAAACCGUCUUCUUGAUUGGUUGCAGCAGCAGCCAGAUGAUCCGCUGCGACCUGAUACCCCCGUCGAGAAUGCGGACACGACAUCUGCUACCGAAGUGCAGCGCGUGGGCCUUCGUGGAACAAGCGAUGCAGCUGGUCCAAGGAGUUCAUUAGAUGAUGUCCUUCACCAUGAUCCCGGAGCACGCGGUGACCUUCCCGAGACCAUCGGUCUACCAGAUUCUCUGGCAUCUUCAUCCCCCACAGUCAACCGGGAAAGCAUCAAUUGGAAUAGAUCGGACAAUUCUCUGGAGGACAUUUUGCAAGUCGGUGCUCCAGCGAUACCAUCUGCGCCAUCGACAAAUUCACGGCAAGCAGAGAGAUUACCACUUGGAAGGCCUCUCAGGCGCGUAAAGAGACGAACGACCCGAUAUACCUACGAUAAAAUCCUUGAGAAUGCAGGAGAAGUUUUGGAUUACAUCAAGCACGGCAAUGUGUGCAAGAGGUCUCGUCACGAUGGCACCUCAAUCAUCUACUACGAUUAUUCCGAAGGAAUCAGAUCAGACCCGAAAGUGAUUAAUGAAGCCUAUCAAAUUUCGGCUCUAGGCUACCCUCCGCAAGAGGUCAGCCAACGUCUUUUAAUCGUGGAGGAUUUGUCUAAGCCGACAAUAGAUGCACUCGGGGAGACAUUCAGCAUCAACCCGGAAUUUUUCGAAGAGCACUUGCUGAAUUCCGGAUAUGCGGGUCCGGAUUAUGACAUGCUACCUGCUCGGACAUGGCCGACAGCACAUCUGAAAAAAUCAUACUGUUCGAUGAGAUGGAUUCGUCCUGUUUAUCGACAGCCCAUGUACUCUUCGAAUCGCACUAUGAGAGAUCUUGUCAAGGCUAGCACAAAAUCUAGCAAUACUGCAACACAGAAGGACCAAAAUAGUGAUUUGUCCUACUGGUCGGACGAGGAGAAGGAAAAUGAGAAUAGUGCGGAUGGGGUUGAACAUUUCACACGUUACGGGGUCGUCACUACGCGAGUCUCUACCAACAUAUUUCGGUCGGACUGGGCACUCUGGACUGACCCUGCAAAGACGGCAAAUAUGAAGCGAGAAUGUGGACUCGAAGAGAGACUGUCGAUCUGGAAAGGUACCCUUCUAGGACGAAAUUGUGAUAUUGUGAUCAUUCUUUCUGACCCUUUGCCGCAGGUAGAUGAAGAACACCCAGCACCGGAGACCAUAGAUUAUGAUUCAGGUAUCUCAGAGACAGAUAUCGACUCCGCUGAAAAGGGUAUUGCUCAUUUGAUACACGAGACAACGCCUCGGUUUAUGGGAGAUGCGACCAUAUCAAAGCCUUGGGAUUACAUGAUAAAAAGUCGAAAGCGCAAAAGAGUAGUCCCUGCCAGCACAAACUCCGAGAAGAACAUCCCACUCUUCUCCCAUAAAGUGAUUAUCAAGCAGAUCGCUCCUCGCCAGGAACUUGCAGUCGACCUGGAUCAUGUUUUUCGGACAUCUGAAUCAACAAAAGAAUUCGGACAAGGCCUCGGAUAUCCAAGAUCAACCUCAGAGGGAAUCCGUGAAGAGAUUGAACAACAGACUGGGCAAGCUAGUUUGACUAGGCCUUUAAUCCGAAUUAUCAAGCAGGAUAGUCUGGCGCUUUUGAAGCAGCUGGGCCACGUGUUUGAUGAGAUCGAAACAGGAAUCUUGGAUGAUAUAAAGAUGGAAGACCGACUAUCAUCCUGGCGACAAGUCAUUGGCCGUGCGCAACGCGAGUUACCCGAGCUUCAAGCUUACCUCGAGCCUUUUCUUGCCUUUGUUGCCUCGCUUCAUCCUACCCGUAUAGGCGAGAGCGGCUCAAGCAUAGAAUCAGAUGUCACAAAAGACAUCCAGGAGCUCAUGAAUGAGAUAGCACAUGUAUCCAGUCGGCUCCAGCGGACUUCGGCUUUGCUCACAUCCAAUAUGGGCUUAUUGGAUAGCCGGCGCUCUAUCGACGAAGCUCUAGCUGUAACCAGAUUGACCGAGCUCGCAUUUUUGUUCGUCCCUCUCUCCUUCGCAGCAACCAUCUUCGGCAUGCAGGUCGACCCAUUAGCCGAUAACGUGCCGAUACGAUCUUUCUUCAUUGUAGCUAUCGUGGUCACGGCAUUUGCCUACCUGAUGCGGAUGACCAUGCGGAGCAGAUGGAUUGCCUACUUCAAGAUGUUCAUGAGAAACCAACUCCAGAGGUACGCCGAAAGUCACGGCCACUCGAUCCCAACUCGUUCCAUCCCGAUUCUUCUCUCGCUUCAGUAUAUGGGAAAUCGACUUCGGGUUGGCGUGAAGCGAGGCCGAAGAUGGAUACUCAGAACGGCAAGGACGUUGUGGCGUGUAUUUGGGUUCGUAAUUCUAUUCAUUGGCGGAAAUGGGGCUGUACUGGCGGCACCGCUUGCUCUUCUCUGGACAAGAGACUUGGAUUUCCAUAUUCAAAUUGCAGCGACUGUCUCAGUACUCAUGCUUGUCUUAAUGACCGUUGGGCUUUCGAUCUGGCGUAUGUCACGCUCCGAUCCGGCCUUUCGGUCUGCACUGCCGCGACUGGCCAUCUCUAUCUAUCGGCGCUUCCCAACAUGGGCCCAGGGAGCACUGAUUUUCUUGAGUCUGUCCGCUUUAUGCCUGGUCAUACCAGUGUCGCUUAUAUGGACUAGCCCGCUCGCGAUGGGUAUCAAGUGUGGACUCAUGGUCCUGGCAUUUUUGCCUGUCGGAUUUGCUGUAGCGUUCAAGUUUUUCUGGUGGUUUAUGAAUUACACAUAA
Penicillium argentinense is the source of this 2763-nucleotide messenger RNA. Its product is annotated as Mg2+ transporter protein CorA-like/Zinc transport protein ZntB. Lineage: Eukaryota; Fungi; Ascomycota; Eurotiomycetes; Eurotiales; Aspergillaceae. The coding region runs from base 1 to 2763 and encodes 920 amino acids. Gene Ontology annotation, biological process: metal ion transport; transmembrane transport. The record is from RefSeq and is a predicted model, not a curated record. The transcript is spliced from 2 exons. Gene Ontology annotation, cellular component: membrane. Gene Ontology annotation, molecular function: metal ion transmembrane transporter activity.